ACCACGUUUCCAAUAUAGAUGGCACCCUACAUACGCAACCAGCGCCCACAAGUGGACGAUAUGCACCCACCGUGCUACCAGCAGCACGAUCCUGCCACGCCGGGCUGCGAUGCAUGUCUCUCUCCAAAGCACAGUGUCUGCAGCCUGUGCGAGAGGAUAACGACUACGGCGUCUCGUCAGCAGUUUCACAGGCGUAGCUAGGCAGUAUUUGCACGACGGCGCCACGGUACCUUAUAUACAGACAACAGCCAGCUCUACGACUGCCCCUCUCUCAGUGUCAAGUCGAACUAGGGCAGCCGGUGGCACCCCGUCGGCGACUUACUGGCCGUGAGCAUGGCCGCCGGGGUAGCACAGGCGGGGGCUCAGUGGGGAUUUUCAGUGAACAACGCAUCCCUCACGCGCAUCUACCAGACAGCUUCUACCACCAUGCACCGCGCGCAUUGACUUGCAUGACACCCAACACAAUGCCCCAGGACGACCACAGCGAGUCUCAAUAUGCCCCGGCCCCCUUAGCCAUCGCGAGCGGUGCUGCUCACCACGCCCCGCCCGCGAGCACCCACGGCCACCAUGGCCUCGCAGACUCAAACACCUCGAACACUCUGCCGCCCGCCCUCACACCAGUGACGACCGACCGCCAGUCCGUCUCGCUGGGCGUGCUCUCGAGCUUCUGGGGCGACAACAGCGGCUCUAGUGCAACAGCAGACGGCAGUAGCACGCUCCGACAUCCUCACGAUUCAACUAUCACGACACCCAAUCCAGCCUCGACCGCCCCUCCACCCUCCCUCUCCGACCACUCGAACCCCCUCCACGUCUCCGCCGCCCUUCGCGCCCUCAGCACCGGCGCGUUCCGGGCCCGCGCACCCGCCAAAUCAACCUCAACCCGCACCUCGCUCUCCUCGCAGCCCGUCGUCGUCCGCACCUACUCUGGCUCCCGCCGCGGCGGCGGCUCAGGCGUCAAUUCGCCCCGCCUCCUCCCUGAAUCGCACACCAUGAACGGCAGGAGUCCGCUGGGCGCGGCUAACGUGGAUACACUGCCCCCCGUGGACGAGUUUUCGUUCGGGGGCAUACUACGCGCCGUGGACCCCGAGAUCCGCGACGCGAUCGACGCAAUUGCAGAGAUAUGUGCGCGGAGCAGGCUGAGUCUGGCAGACGAGUACGACGCCCAUCUACCGCCCACCGGGGAGAUCACGACGGGGACUGGUUUGGGCGUGGCGGUGGGGUUGGUGGGGCGACGACAGAAACACGAGCAUGGGAAUGCGUUUGGGCGGUUUGCGGGGUGGGGCGACAACACGUUGACGGCUGUACCCGAGGCGAGCAGUAGCAGCGAGCGGCUGGCGGGGGAGAGUCGGGCCAGCACCACGGCGGGGAGUGUGGGAAAGAAGUCUGCGUACGGGAGCUUGAAGAGCGUGAUAGGUGGGAGCAAGCGGAAGAGGGGGGAUGUGCCGGCCUUCCACGGCGACGAAAACGCGUCUAGGAAGGGAGAUACCGCUGCGGUGGAGCCGUCGUCGUCAUCGACGGCGAAGACGCCAGGGUCGCAGUGGGCUGUUAACACGGACGCGACGCCGCAUCCCUCCAUCACGCUUGUCACCACACCGACCGCGUCGAAGCAGCUGUCUUUUGACUUCCCUGCUUCGCUCGAGGAGCCGGGAAAGGCGUACUCCAACUCCAACUCUGUCCUCCAUGACCCUGCCAUGGCGUUCAAACCUAUCUUCACGCCGACGCCUGCCCACAGACGACACACCUCUCUCACAUCCUUCCCCCACCCGGCCAGGAACCGCUCUACGACUCUCUCAUCUCUCGCCUCCUGGAUCCCCUGGAAUCGCACUGUUGCAGAACGGCCCAGCACCUCUUCCUCCGCAACCCUCGACGCCGCGACGAAAGCAGAGUUGACGCUGAAAGACCUACUACGAGCUUCUUCGGGGAUAGAAGGCAGACCAAAAGGAAAAGGCCGGGAGAUCAUUGCGGCCGCAUGAUCCACUACUUCAGCAGGAGGCGUUCCGAUAUAUCACGAUUAGCGAUUUUCUUUCGUGUAUUGCACAGGAAAAACGGCUGAGGCGCGUAUAAAUCGACAGUUUCAAGAGCCUAUGUCUCUAAACCGGGAAGGAUAUCUUAAGGAAUGGGUAAUGACACAACACGGCGGCGAUGGGACCUGGCAUCAAAUAACGGCCGAUAACGACAUCACGAGUACAAAAUGUAUCGAGGUAAGCUAUAUUAUGUUUGCGAUAAUCAAAUAGGCCUGCGAGCUGGGCUCGAAGUGGCUUCUAACGCG
Messenger RNA from Mytilinidion resinicola, 2269 nucleotides. RefSeq lists its product as uncharacterized. The transcript has a single exon. Lineage: Eukaryota; Fungi; Ascomycota; Dothideomycetes; Mytilinidiales; Mytilinidiaceae. The record is from RefSeq and is a predicted model, not a curated record. The coding region runs from base 450 to 1973 and encodes 507 amino acids.